This is a messenger RNA of Hippopotamus amphibius kiboko, 3129 nucleotides long. RefSeq names its product EPH receptor A5 (gene EPHA5). Gene Ontology annotation, biological process: cell surface receptor protein tyrosine kinase signaling pathway; axon guidance; protein phosphorylation. The transcript has 18 exons. Gene Ontology annotation, molecular function: protein binding; ATP binding; transmembrane-ephrin receptor activity. The record is from RefSeq and is a predicted model, not a curated record. NCBI's taxonomy places the organism in Eukaryota, Metazoa, Chordata, Mammalia, Artiodactyla, Hippopotamidae. Bases 1 to 3129 code for a protein of 1042 amino acids. Gene Ontology annotation, cellular component: neuron projection; plasma membrane.
AUGCGGGGCUCCGGGCCCCGGGGCGCGGGACGCCGGCGGCCCCCGGGCGGCGGCGGCGGCCCCCCCAGCACCCCUGCGUCUCUGGCCGGCUGCUACUCCGCACCUCGCAGGGCCCCCCUCUGGACGUGCCUUCUCCUGUGCGCCGCGCUCCGGACCCUCCUGGCCAGCCCCAGCAACGAAGUGAAUUUGUUGGAUUCACGGACUGUCAUGGGGGACUUGGGAUGGAUUGCUUUUCCAAAAAAUGGGUGGGAAGAAAUUGGUGAAGUUGAUGAAAAUUAUGCCCCUAUCCACACAUACCAAGUAUGCAAAGUUAUGGAACAGAAUCAGAAUAACUGGCUUUUGACCAGUUGGAUCUCCAACGAAGGUGCUUCCAGAAUCUUCAUAGAACUCAAGUUUACUCUGAGGGACUGCAACAGUCUUCCUGGGGGACUGGGGACCUGUAAGGAAACUUUUAACAUGUAUUACUUUGAGUCAGAUGAUGAGAAUGGGAGAAACAUCAAGGAAAACCAGUACAUCAAAAUUGAUACCAUUGCUGCCGAUGAAAGCUUUACAGAACUUGAUCUUGGUGACCGUGUCAUGAAGCUGAAUACAGAAGUCAGAGAUGUAGGACCUCUAAGCAAAAAGGGAUUUUAUCUCGCUUUUCAGGAUGUGGGUGCUUGCAUUGCUCUCGUUUCUGUGCGUGUGUACUAUAAAAAAUGCCCUUCUGUGGUACGACACUUGGCUAUCUUCCCUGACACAAUCACUGGAGCUGAUUCUUCGCAGUUGCUUGAAGUGUCGGGCUCCUGUGUCAACCAUUCUGUGACAGAUGAACCACCCAAAAUGCACUGCAGUGCUGAAGGGGAGUGGCUGGUGCCCAUCGGGAAAUGCAUGUGCAAGGCAGGAUAUGAAGAGAAGAACGGCACCUGUCAAGUGUGCAGACCUGGGUUCUUCAAAGCCUCACCUCACAGCCAGAGCUGCAGCAAAUGUCCACCUCACAGUUAUACCCAUGAGGAAGCUUCAACCUCUUGUGUCUGUGAAAAGGAUUAUUUCAGGAGGGAGUCUGAUCCACCCACAAUGGCAUGCACAAGACCCCCCUCAGCUCCUCGGAAUGCCAUCUCAAAUGUUAAUGAAACUAGUGUCUUUCUGGAAUGGAUUCCUCCUGCUGACACUGGUGGAAGGAAAGAUGUGUCAUAUUAUAUUGCAUGCAAGAAGUGCAACUCACAUGCAGGUGUGUGUGACGAGUGUGGCGGUCAUGUCAGGUACCUCCCCCAGCAAAUCGGCCUGAAAAACACCUCUGUCAUGAUGGUGGAUCUGCUCGCUCACACAAACUAUACCUUUGAGAUUGAGGCAGUGAAUGGAGUGUCCGACUUGAGCCCAGGAGCCCGGCAGUAUGUGUCUGUAAAUGUAACCACAAAUCAAGCAGCUCCCUCUCCAGUCACCAAUGUGAAAAAGGGGAAAAUUGCAAAAAACAGCAUCUCCUUGUCUUGGCAAGAGCCAGAUCGCCCCAAUGGAAUCAUCCUGGAGUAUGAAAUCAAAUAUUUUGAAAAGGACCAAGAGACCAGCUAUACAAUUAUCAAGUCUAAAGAGACAACUAUAACUGCAGAGGGCUUGAAACCAGCUUCAGUGUAUGUCUUCCAAAUUCGAGCACGCACAGCAGCAGGCUAUGGUGUCUUCAGUCGAAGAUUUGAGUUUGAAACCAUCCCAGUGUCAGUUGCAGCAUCCAGCGAUCAAAGCCAGAUUCCUAUAAUUGCCGUGUCUGUGACAGUGGGAGUCAUUUUGUUGGCAGUGGUUAUUGGCUUCCUCCUCAGUGGAAGUUGCUGCGAUUGUGGCUGUGGAAGGGCUUCUUCCCUGUGCGCUGUUGCCCAUCCAAGCCUAAUAUGGCGGUGUGGUUACAGCAAAGCAAAACAAGAUCCAGAAGAGGAAAAGAUGCAUUUUCAUAAUGGGCACAUUAAACUGCCAGGAGUAAGAACUUAUAUUGAUCCACAUACCUAUGAGGAUCCCAAUCAAGCUGUCCAUGAAUUUGCCAAGGAGAUAGAAGCUUCAUGCAUCACCAUUGAAAGAGUUAUUGGAGCGGGUGAAUUUGGUGAAGUUUGUAGUGGACGUUUGAAACUUCCAGGAAAAAGAGAAUUACCUGUGGCAAUUAAAACCCUUAAAGUAGGCUAUACUGAAAAGCAACGCAGAGAUUUCCUGGGUGAAGCAAGUAUCAUGGGGCAGUUUGACCAUCCUAACAUCAUUCACUUAGAAGGUGUUGUGACCAAGAGUAAGUACAGUGGUAAACCAGUGAUGAUAGUGACAGAGUAUAUGGAAAAUGGCUCUUUAGAUACAUUUUUAAAGAAAAAUGACGGGCAGUUCACUGUGAUCCAGCUGGUUGGUAUGCUGAGAGGCAUCGCUGCAGGAAUGAAGUACCUUUCCGACAUGGGCUACGUGCAUAGAGACCUUGCUGCCAGAAACAUCUUAAUCAAUAGUAAUCUUGUGUGCAAAGUGUCUGACUUCGGGCUUUCCAGGGUACUGGAAGAUGAUCCUGAGGCAGCCUACACCACGAGGGGAGGCAAAAUUCCAAUCAGAUGGACCGCCCCAGAAGCUAUAGCUUUCCGAAAGUUUACCUCUGCCAGUGAUGUCUGGAGCUACGGAAUCGUAAUGUGGGAGGUUGUGUCUUAUGGAGAGAGACCCUACUGGGAGAUGACCAACCAAGAUGUGAUUAAAGCCGUAGAGGAAGGCUACCGUCUGCCAAGCCCCAUGGACUGUCCUGCUGCUCUCUACCAAUUAAUGCUGGAUUGCUGGCAGAAAGACCGGAAUAGCAGGCCCAAGUUUGAUGAAAUCGUCAAUAUGUUGGACAAGCUGAUCCGUAACCCGAGUAGCUUGAAGACGCUGGUUAAUGCAUCGAGCAGAGUAUCUACCUUAUUGGCAGAACAUGGCUCACUGGGAUCUGGGGCCUACAGAUCAGUAGGUGAAUGGCUAGAAGCAAUCAAAAUGGGCCGAUAUACAGAGAUUUUCAUGGAAAAUGGAUACAGUUCAAUGGACGCUGUGGCUCAGGUGACCUUGGAGGAUUUGCGACGGCUUGGAGUGACUCUUGUUGGUCACCAGAAGAAGAUUAUGAACAGCCUUCAAGAAAUGAAGGUGCAGCUGGUCAACGGGAUGGUGCCAUUGUAA